This is a messenger RNA of Gekko japonicus, 789 nucleotides long. RefSeq names its product upper zone of growth plate and cartilage matrix associated (gene UCMA). Gene Ontology annotation, cellular component: extracellular matrix. The record is from RefSeq and is a predicted model, not a curated record. Lineage: Eukaryota; Metazoa; Chordata; Lepidosauria; Squamata; Gekkonidae. The transcript is spliced from 5 exons. Bases 4 to 423 code for a protein of 139 amino acids. Gene Ontology annotation, biological process: embryonic skeletal system development; regulation of osteoblast differentiation.
AAGAUGGACUGGAAACAAGUGCUUUUUCUUUCCUGCCUCAUGACUUUCGUGAUCCUGACUGUCCUUGAGGGAGGCAAUACUGUGGCCGUGGGUUCCCAGAAAGCAGCCGCUGGCGAAUCAAGCAAGGAAAGUCUGAAAAAAAGAGUCUUCAUGAAGGAAUCAGAUGCCUCUAACUUUUUCAAGAAGAGAGGCAAAAGAGCGACGAAAUCCAGGGAUGAGCUCAACGUGGAGACCCGCCAGAUGUUGGCUGCUGACGAACAAAGGAGGGAAUACUAUGAGGAGCAGAGGAAUGAGUUUGAGAACUUUGUUGAGGAGGAACGUGAUGAGCAAGAUGAGAGAAGCCGAGAACAAAUUGAGCAGUGGCGCGAAUACCACUAUGAUGGCCUCUACCCACCAUAUUUGUAUAAUCGCCACAUUGUCUAAAGUAACUGGAGGAAAGGACUGUACACAGUAAGAACUGAAAUUGUGGCGAUUUGGUCCUUGGCAGGACCAUCACUAAGGCAACCUUAUUCGUGCCACGGCUACAUUACUGAUCUUUCUCUCUGUUGAACCUACUGGCAUGGACUGUGCUCCUAAGCUGCUUUGCUUUGUAUUUUGAGGCACCUGCAGAUAGAAGAAUCUGAACCUUGACGCAUACAGCAAAUGAAGGAAAAAGGAUCAGACCUGUCUAUAUCUGUGCAAUUCCACUUAGAGUAGGCUUUUGUCUAAAAUAAUCACUACAUUUGGAGAGGUAACAAAGCCAGUUUGUGCAGUCAUUGGAGUAUCUGGUGUGUUUUUUUAAAAAAAUUG